Messenger RNA from Sphaeramia orbicularis (orbiculate cardinalfish), 2357 nucleotides. Its product is annotated as outer dense fiber protein 2-like. Gene Ontology annotation, cellular component: centrosome. NCBI's taxonomy places the organism in Eukaryota, Metazoa, Chordata, Actinopteri, Kurtiformes, Apogonidae. The record is from RefSeq and is a predicted model, not a curated record. Gene Ontology annotation, biological process: regulation of cilium assembly.
AUGAGCCACAAUGAAAACCCGGGAUUCACCGCCGCGGUCCACGUCCAUGUACCUGAAAACCCGGUACAUGUUCAUAUGAGGAGGAGUCCGGCAAAAACCACACAGACCGGUGCACCUGAUGCCCCUGUGAAGGGGGAUGGAGGGAGGUCAAAAGGUCGAGCACCGUGGAUUCCUCCAGGAAGAUCAUCGAGCCGAAGAGAUGUGGACUCGUACAAGUGUCAGAGAAGCAGAACGCAGCAUCGAUCAGAAAGUGGACACCGGCGCGAUACUGAAGAGACGGGAGAAGAAAUGGAUUCAGUGUCCAGAAACCUCAGCGUCCUCCUCAGAGAACAUGAAAACAACUGCCGCAUAAAGAAAUCCACCUCUGCAGAUCAAUCCAGGGACACAGACGUGCUCCUGCGGGCGUUGGUAGAAGCAGAGAUUGAUGGCGUGGCUGUAGCCAAUCAGCUGACGUCUCUGAAGGAAACUGUUGACAGCCUCGCUAAGGAUAAGCGGCUGUCAAAGUUGCAGACAGCUUCGUUUGGACGGCAGCAGAACCUGUUACUGGAGAAGAUGGAGAUGUUCGACAGCACGAACCACAGCCUUCGAGAGCUGCUCAGAGAAUGGACGGAGCAAGAGAGAGAAUCCCUGGUGUGGUCGCAGCAGAAGGACGCUUUAAUGAAGAGACUGUCCCACAGUGAGACGGAGAACAUUCGACUUUUGGCCAAACUCAGCAGCAAAGAGAAAGAGGCUUUCAAACUUGCUGAGCACUUGGACUUCGAAAAGGAAACCGUCAGGACCACAGAGGAGCUUUCAAAGCUUCUGGAGUCGACCCGUCACCAUCUGGAGUCUCAGCUGAGCCGAGCCGACGCCGAAAAGACCCAGCUCACAGCGCAGAUCCAGAGGAUGCAGCAGAUCUACGAGCAUCAGCAGGAGGAGCUGCAGAGUCUGAGGAGCCGGAAGGAGGAGGAGGAGGUGGAGAGGAGACACCAGGAGGAGUCCACCAGGCAGCUGACCGAGAAACUCCAGGAGAAGGAGUCCCAGUUGGCCCAGGCUCUGUCCACGUCCAGCGACUGGUGUCUCCGUCAUUCGAAGGAGGCGGCAGCUCGAGGACAGAUGGAGGACGAGGUGUCUGCUCUCAAACAGCGGCUGUCGGAGCUCGUCUCUCAGCUUCACUCGACCGAGGAGAGGAGUCGGACGGAGCGGGAGGAACUCCGCGAUCAGAUUCAGCGUCUCAGCGCCGAGAACGGCUCUGCCCGGCUGGACAACCAGAGACUGAAGAGUCAACUGGCGAGUUCCGAGGAGAAGCUCAAAGUUCUGCAGUCUGAGGCCCGUCAGCUGAAGUCCACCAUCAAGAAGCAUGAAAACCUGGUGGAGAAAUACCAAAAGAAGGUCCGACAGGCUCGUCUGGAGGCGGAGGAGUUCUGUCUGAAGCUGGAGGAGACGCAGAAGGAGGCGCGGGACCUGAAGGUGAGCCUGGAGCGGGAGAAGGAGCAGCUGAGGAGGGAGCUGCUGGGCCGGAUCCGGGAGCUGGAGGCGCUGCCGGACAGACUGAGGAGGAGCGAACAGCAGCUCCGAGACGCCCAGCAGGAGGCGCAAGGGUACGAGAGGAGGAGCCUGGAGAGCAGCUCCGCCCUGUCCGAAGUCAGACACAAGGUGGAACAGCAAGGCGCUCAGCUGGAGAUAUUUCAGCAGAAGAACCUGCUGCUGCAGGAGGAGAACAACAGCCUCAACAAGAAAGUUCAGCAGCUGGAAAGGAAGCUGGAGGACGUAAAGGCUGAGAACAAAGACCUGACUCAGGCUCUGACCGUGACUGAAGCCAACAGCUGUAGACUUCAGCAGCAGCUGGAGGAGAAGACCCUGGAAUGCAGCGUGGUGUCCAGACAGCUGCAGCAGAGUGUGGACGACGCUAACAGACAGGUGGAGGAGGGCAUGCAGAGGGUCCUGGCCAAAGAGAGAACGUCCCAGUCCAAGGCCUUGGACCUGCAGAGUCAGCUGAGCCGAGCCAGAACCGAACUGAGCCAAAUGCGACGAAACAAAGACGAGAUGGAGCGUCGUUUCCAGACUCAGCUGCAAAACCUGAAGGACAGACUGGAGCAGUCGGACUCCACCAACCGCUCUCUGCAGAACUACGUCCACUUUUUGAAAACGUCAUACGGAAACGUGUUCGGUGACUCUUUACUCACCAGUUAAAGCUGGUUUAAUCUGCAUCUGUCCAUUCCCAAAGAAAACAACAAUGUGACAUUUAUUUUUUAGUCUUUGUAUUCGUCUUUUAUAUCGUCUGUGAAAUGAAUUCAAGUCCUUUGUAAAUUAAAUGUUUUUAGCCUGUUCAAAUGUAUUUAUGUACUUUUUAAUAAAGCACCGUCCUGCACAGUUCA